AUGGAGCAAGGAAAUGUUAAAGAUUUUGUGGUGGUAAUUGGUGCAGAGAGCGAUGGUUAUUCGCGACAAGAGAAAACUUUAAGCGGUUGUUUUCACCACAAGCCAUGGAGAGGAGGGAAGGAGUCUUGUUCCAAACUUUCUCAUGGGAUGAUCUUCUUCUUCUUCUUCGUUUCUCGUUUCCCUCUCUGAUUCCUUUCCUUCAACUCCACAACCGUUAAAGAUCUUCAUGGUGCAAUGCCUACAUUUACAACAGUGGCUUUGGAUAGUUUAAUAGAACCAAAAGCUUCUAAGCUAGCAUCAACAGGGAAGACAAAACCUGAACCAAAACUGGAGAGAAGAAAUAGCAGCUCCACUCUUACAAAACAAGGCAGUGGAAUCCAUGGUGCUGAUGGAAAACCAGAAUUGGGAAACACCACAAUCACAACGGAAAGAAAGCAUCAUUGGAAUCAAAUUUCACCUGCUCUUUAUGCUACCCCUGAACCAACACCACUUCCAGAUUCUCAACUAUCAUUUCCAUCAUCACCUUAUGUUGUUGACCAUAAGAGACGUGGACCUAGACUUUCCAAGACCUAUUCAGCUGUUCUUCAUCGUGAUGAAAAAAAGGCUGUUGAAAUUGGGAAAAGUUUAGAAGCUGAAGAUGUUGGAUCUAGCAAGGUUUUUGACACCAAAGAUACUGUUUCUACUAAUGCUGAUGUUCCCCAUGUGAAGUUUCUGAAUAAUGGAGAUCUUGGAUCAAAAAAGAUGGACGUGAGAAUUCAAGAAAGCAUGAUGCAUUGGAAAGAGAAGCGCCCUUUAAAUGUCCACACUCCAUUUGCUGAGUUUUAUGAUGCUUGGGAAGAACUGGCAACAGAAACCGGAAUCCAGCAUAAGGCAACUGACAUUGAGGGGGAAUUACGUGAGAUGCGAUCAGGAUUUCUAUAUGAGAGGGAGAAAAGAAGGCAAGCUGAAAAUCGUUUGAAUGAUAUGAAAAGUCAAUGGGGGAGGAUUCGUGAAAAAUUAGCCAUUGUUGGAUUGAAUCUUCCUUUAGAUCCUACUGUAGUGGAGGAUGAUCAAACAAAAGAUCCUGGAGAAGAGAUAUGUCGCCAGGUUGAUGUUUUACGGUUGUUGGAUCGAGUGCAUUACUAUGAGGCUGUUAAUCAUGAAAUGUCUCAGAGGAAUCAAGAAAGUGUUGAAACCAUGCGACGACUUAGGCAAAAGAGGAAGAAAAGACAAAGUGAUCACUACCCCCACCCACCACCACCGGGUUAGUCCCGAUUGUACGUUGAGCUUUUUGAGAAGGUUGUAUAUAAUACAUAUUUUUCGGCAGUAAUAAAACAUUUUUGGCAGUAAUAAAAAACGUGGUAAUUAGAGUUUACACUAUAAAUGUAAACAAAAGUUACCAUUGUGAGAAUUUGUGGGGUGGAGAAAGAGAUCAUUGCAAGAAGUUGUGUCAAGACUCCUAGGUGUAAUUAUUCUUUUUGAAUUUCUUUUUAUUUUUUAUUUGUUAAUUAAAGUUUAUGUUUGCCAAAUUUAAGAAAAAAAGAUCUUAAAUUUGUGUUUGGUUAUCGUUUUUUUUUUCUUUCAUCUGUCAAACAUAAUAAUUAAAUUAAGGACAUGUUUAACGGAUUAUCUGAAAAGCUAUUUAAUAACUGAAAACUUGAUGUUAGAUAAAAAAAUGAUGUUUGGUAACACGAGCUGAAAAGCAAAUUGAAAUAUGUAAAAUGACAUAAAAUAGCAUGUAGAAGAUUGAGUUUUUUUAAAAGGAAAUAUUAAUAAAGCGU
Messenger RNA from Lactuca virosa, 1760 nucleotides. The record is from the annotation of a GenBank genome assembly. NCBI's taxonomy places the organism in Eukaryota, Viridiplantae, Streptophyta, Magnoliopsida, Asterales, Asteraceae.